GCUGACGAGUGAGUGACGUUUCACUUCCGGGGUUAAACAUGUCUUUUCCUAAAGAGGGACUGAGUGCAGUGUGGUAAAAUGGAAAGCUUUCCCUUCAGAACAGUUGAGGUGUUGUGUCUGGGGACCAGCAUCACCCUUUCUGGACUCUUUUACUACAUCUACCGGAAAAAACAGAAAACUGUGGACAAGCUCAAUAAAGCACCUCAGCUCUCUCUGGACAGAAACCUGGCUAAUAUCCUAAAUGCUACACCAGGGAAGUGUCUUCAGUAUGUCAUCGUUGAAGGGAAUGUACAGCCCAUCAAGGAGCCACUCCGGAGCCAGUUUCAAGAGGGCUGUGUUGGGGUGGUCCAGAAGCUGGUGCUAAGGGAGCACAAGCUGGUGUGGAACAGCCUGGCACGCACCUGGACAGACAGUGAGAGGAUCCUGCACCAGCGCAUUAAUACAGUUCCCUUCAACUUGGUGGGAUCAGAUGAAGCAGCAGUUCGUGUCCUUUGCCCCCUGGAGGCUUCCGGCUUGAAUAUGGAAGUUGUCCACGAGAAGUUCCACCAGGCCAGCUACAGCUUCACUGACAUCAUUGGCCAGUAUCUGAGUGGGGAGAAGCCCAAGGGCCAGCUGGAGACAGAGGAGAUGGUGAAGGUGGGGACCAUGCUCACUGGUGUCGGGGAGCUCUUUCUGGACACGGAUCACACACUCAAGCUGCGCCCACCCACAGAUGGUUCAGAGUUCUUUCUCACACCAGUAGACUUUGAGACGAUGCGAAUGCAGCAGGAGGGACAGGCACUGCUGUGGCGAGUAUUGGCCUCGGUUUGUGCUGUAGCAGGUGUGGCUGUGCUCCUGUGGGUGGCACGGCGCUACUACCAACACCUGCAGGCAGAACAGGUGCGAGAGCAGCAGCGUAGAGAUUUUGAGCGGCUCAGCACCAUUGAGGACAGGGAUGAUGAUGAUGAGGAGGUGGAGACUGUAGACAACGCCUGCGUGAUCUGUCUGAGCAGUCCACGCAACUGUGUGGUGCUGGACUGCGGACAUGUGUGCUGCUGCUUCCGCUGCUUCCAGGCUCUGCCACAGCCAGUGUGCCCCAUGUGCAGGCAGCCCAUUAAGAGAGUGGUGCCCCUCUACCAGGCGUGAACCCUGAGCUCAUGGUGCCCUGAGGUCACAUGCACUCUGUCUGGCUGGCUCAUGGAAGGGAGGGCAACCCCUGAGUCAGCGCUCAUUCUUAGUUGGCUGCAUCCGUGCCAGCCGCAGGACAGCCUGUUAUUUCCAAGCACCACUGUGAAAUGAGGCUGUACGUCACUGCCAGGGUCAUCAACUGUCAAAUUCAAUGAUUCAUCUCCUAGCACCUGGUUCAAUGGAUGUCUGUACCAGUACCGUCCAUGGUGAAAAAUACUGAUGUAAAAUGUGAAUAUAAAACAGUUUUGUUGCUACUAAUAUGUGGGACUACAAGAUUACUGACAGAUGUUGCGUAUAAGCUGUGUGCCUUAAGUGCUGCUUAUUUUAAGUAUAGAAUUUGUGAUUUAUAUUUGGUUAAGUAUAUGCAUUCUGUA
Molecule: messenger RNA, 1541 nt
Organism: Scleropages formosus (Asian bonytongue)
Lineage: Eukaryota; Metazoa; Chordata; Actinopteri; Osteoglossiformes; Osteoglossidae
Gene: mul2
Product: mitochondrial E3 ubiquitin protein ligase 2
Exons: 5
Coding region: 79-1125 (348 amino acids)
Biological process (GO): protein ubiquitination; organelle organization
Molecular function (GO): ubiquitin-protein transferase activity
Source: RefSeq, a predicted model, not a curated record